This is a messenger RNA of Ornithorhynchus anatinus (platypus), 1507 nucleotides long. It is a transcript of the gene C12H4orf46, whose product is annotated as chromosome 12 C4orf46 homolog. The record is from RefSeq and is a predicted model, not a curated record. The coding region runs from base 1 to 285 and encodes 94 amino acids. The transcript is spliced from 3 exons. NCBI's taxonomy places the organism in Eukaryota, Metazoa, Chordata, Mammalia, Monotremata, Ornithorhynchidae.
AUGGCGGAGAGGCCCCGCAGCCGCAGCCGGAGCCGCAGCCGCAGCCGGAGCCGCAGCGGCGGGCGGCCCCUGGAGCAGCUGACCGACCCGCAGGAGAUGCUGGAGGAGGUGGAGCUGCAGAUCGACCACGCAGCGUUUUCAUUAACUAAACUUCUUGAGGCCGCGUCCGCUAUAUCAGUCCAAGUGGAAGAGCUGGCAUCCAAAUGUACAGAAAACGCCCGUUUCCUUAAGACCUGGCGGGACCUCCUCAAAGAAGGCUACGAUUCCUUGAAGCCCGACAACUGAUGGAACAGGAGAAGUGACAAUAAUGAUCUACCUUAGGAAACUGAGAGCAAGAUUUCUUUCUAGAUGAUCUUACGUGCAACACCGUAGACGAUAUCAGUCGACAUAUUGUAUGCAUUGGAUUUAAACAGCAAUAAUUCUGGAUCUACUGCCGCUAAUAUACUUUUUGAGACAGUAUGUUCUUGCUGUAAGAGAAAUACUGAAUUUUGGCUGGACCUGGUCCUUACCUUUUUUUCCUGUUACUCUGUGCCUAUCAAACUUUAACAGAGGUAGAGAGUGUCUGAAGUUUCGUUUUUAUAUAAGGCUACUUAAAAGAUGGCACACCUUUAACCUCAUUCUUCUGCUGGUGACAGCCUGGACAGACAUAGUUUACUGCUAUGACAGAAGAAGCUGUAGUGUACAUGCUUAAAAAUGUCAUCUUUUGUUGACGUGAUUUUGACAUAAGUAAAGGGUAUAUUAUUUCCUACUCUUCGCUUCAGAUAUAUUUUUCAAAUGGAAUUAUUGGGUAUUCUUUUCUAUGUGUAAUCUAAACCAUUCUUGAGGUGGAGAAACAUCCCUUUUCUCAGAGAUAUAAUGUAUUUUCAGUUUUAUCCUAUGAUCUGUAGUGUGGGAGCCUACCAUUUAAGUAAUCUGAUCGCCUACAAAGUGUCCUCUUGUAUUAUUUUGUAUGUUGAACUGUAUUUUUUGCUAAUUAUAAACAUUUUUGCAUUUAAUACUUUUAUACAUUUGUAUUUAAAGUGCCUUAUUCCUUGCACAGUUCUCCAUUAUUGGCCCACAGAGGUAUUUCAAUUCUCUAGGGUUAUAUAGGAAUUUGAAAAGAAUGUGAUUAUUUAUAUUUGUUGAACUGAGAUCUGUGUUGUGCAUCGUAAGGUUUCUCCUGUUACAGCAGUAUGUUUUACUCAUUUUUUAUCAGUCCUCUGUCUUGAUGGUACUGUUGCUGUCUCACCCCUCGGCCUACAAGUGCAGUGAUUUCUGGUUUUGAGGUCACCAGAAAAUGCUAGGGAAGUGAAACGGAGAAACAGUUGCUCUAAAAACACAAUGAUACAGCACACAGUAAGUGUUCAAUAAAUGUCACUGAUUGAUUAAGAAAGGUAAUAAUAGAGACAGUGCCAGACUCUGCUGCCCUUUUCCCCCCUUUUUGAAAAUAUUUUCCAGAAAAGAGGUAACUGCUUGAGAAAGGUGAUUUUCUUUUACAAGAAGAAUAAACAUGCUGAUUUUUCUAAAA